This is a messenger RNA of Glycine soja, 2042 nucleotides long. RefSeq names its product phosphoinositide phospholipase C 6-like. The transcript is spliced from 10 exons. Bases 307 to 1869 code for a protein of 520 amino acids. NCBI's taxonomy places the organism in Eukaryota, Viridiplantae, Streptophyta, Magnoliopsida, Fabales, Fabaceae. The record is from RefSeq and is a predicted model, not a curated record. Gene Ontology annotation, biological process: lipid metabolic process; phosphatidylinositol-mediated signaling. Gene Ontology annotation, molecular function: phosphatidylinositol-4,5-bisphosphate phospholipase C activity.
AAGUAUGUAGCAUUCAUAUAGUCACAGCACGUUCACUACAAUUGCAAAGUCCAUUCCAUUCCGCUGCGAUCGCCAUUUCUUUUCUGAAACACACACACCGACACCAAUCACUCUCUUUGAUCCAUUCCGUUUACACGAUUAUGGCCAGUCACAACUACAAAGUCUUCAGCUGCUUCAACAGGAAGUUCACCGUCACCGAGCCGGGCCCACCGCCCGACGUAGAAAGAGCGUUUUCUGAAUUCGCCGCCGGCGCCUCCUCCCUGUCCGGCGAUCACAUCCUCCGGUUUCUGGCGGAGCACCAGGGCGAUGUGGACUGCACCGCAGCGGAUUCGGAGCGGAUCCUCCAGCAAUCGCGGAAAGAGGAUCGGGAAAGUGGAAUGGAUCUCCACGACUUCUUCCGUUUCCUGCUACAUGACGAUUUCAAUAGCCCCAUCAAAUCUCAGGAUCUCAUACAAUUUGCCCCAUGAUUUGUUUGGCUUAAUAGAAACAAAUAAGAGAAAGGUACAUCAUGAUAUGAAUGCUCCAUUGUCACAUUAUUUCAUAUAUACUGGGCACAAUUCCUAUCUUACUGGGAAUCAACUGAGCAGUGACUGCAGUGAUGUGCCAAUCAUAAAGGCUUUGCAAGGAGGUGUAAGAGUAAUUGAACUAGAUUUAUGGCCAAAUUCAGACAAAGAUGAUAUCGAAGUAGUUCAUGGAAGGACUCUUACGACUCCUGUCUCACUCAUCCAAUGUUUGAAGUCCAUAAAAGAGUAUGCUUUUGUUAAAUCUCACUACCCACUCAUUAUAACUUUAGAAGAUCACCUUACUCCAGAUCUUCAAGCUAAAGCUGCAGAGAUGGCAACUCAAGUAUUUGGAGAAUUGCUUUAUUAUCCUCAGACAGAUUCUCUGAUGGAAUUCCCCUCACCGGAAUCAUUGAAAGGUCGAAUUCUUAUAUCAACAAAACCACCAAAAGAAUUUCUUGAAUCCAAAGAAUGUGAUGACAAGGACAACGAAAAGGAAUCAGCCGACGAGGUUUUGUCAUUGCCAGACCAAACAAGUGAACGGGAAACUGAUGAUAAGAGUGCACCUGAGUACAAACGAUUGAUUACAAUCCAUGCUGGGAAACCAAAGGGUGAUAUUCAGGAUGAAUUAAAAGCUGCUGGUGCUGUUAGGCGCUUAAGCUUGAGUGAACAAGCACUUGAAAAGGCUUCUGAAUCUUAUGGAGCUGAUAUUGUUAGGUUUACGCAGAACAAUAUUCUCAGAGUAUAUCCAAAGGGAACACGUCUCAAUUCCUCAAAUUACAAGCCACACAUAGGGUGGACAUACGGAGCUCAGAUGGUUGCGUUCAACAUGCAGGGGUAUGGAAAAUCACUUCGGUACAUGCAAGGAAUGUUUAGAGCAAAUGGAGGGUGCGGUUAUGUGAAAAAGCCUGAAUUUCUAAUUGAAAAAGGUCCAUAUAAUGAGGUUUUUGAUCCUAAAAGAACAUUGCCCGUGAAGAAAACAUUAAAGGUAAAAGUCUAUAUGGGGACCGGUUGGAGCUUAGAUUUCAGCCAAACAGACUUCGAUACUUACUCACCACCCGACUUUUACGUUAAGGUUUGUAUUGUUGGAGUUCCAGCUGAUAUGGCCAAGAAGAAAACAUGUGUAAUUUCAAAUAACUGGUUUCCUGUCUGGGAUGAACAGUUUGAUUUCCCUUUGACUGUUCCAGAGCUGGCUUUGCUCCGCAUAGAAGUUCGAGAGAAUGACAAGAGUCAAAAGGAUGACUUUGGUGGACAGACGUGUUUGCCUGUCUCAGAGCUAAAAUCUGGAUUCCGAUCAGUCCCUCUGUAUGAUGAAAAGGGUGACAAAUUAAAGUCUGUGAAGCUUCUAAUGCGGUUUCAGUUUAGAUGAAUUAUAGGAUCAGCCAUAUAAUAAUCUUUAGUUGCUUGCAAUCGGGUAUUUCUGGCUUUACUAUGUUAUAUUUUCUGCACCAUCAACAUCAAUAUGAAACAGUAUUAAGAACUUCCAAUAUUGUCACAUGGCCUUUUUAGAUUACACUGAUAGCAUGCAACUUUUAAAGUUUA